AUGAAUUUCUUUAGAGAAUUAGUCUCUGGAUAAAAAGUUAGAUUUAUCAACGGACAGUAUAACUUAGAUCUCACCUACAUUACCAAUCGGGUUAUUGCAAUGUCAUUUCCAGCCUCUGGAUUUGAGAGCACCUUUAGAAAUAACAUUGACGAUGUAGUCAAAUUUUUGUAAGAACAUCAUGGGGACAAAUAUAUGCUGUAUAACUUGAGCAAUAGGAAGUACAAUUAUGAGAAGUUUGGAGAGAACAGAGUAAGUAGCGUGAUAUUAAUCUGAGAUUCUUGAGUUUGCAUGGGAAGAUCAUCAUUCACCUCCAAUCGACAUGCUUUUUGAUGUGUGCAAGAAAGUGGAUUAGUUUCUGAAUGAAGACAUCAAUCAUGUUGCAAUCAUCCACUGUUAAGCUGGAAAAGGGAGAACAGGGACAUUGAUUUGUUGUUACAUGUUAUACAGUGGCAGAGCUAGUAAUCCAGACGAAGCCAGACUCUACUAUUCCAAGAAGAGAUUCAACAAGGCAAAAUCUGGAGUGACUUAACCAUCUUAAAUCAGAUACAUUGAAUACUUCAAUCAGAUCUUCAAAUCGCCAGAUUAUUGUGCUUAAGUAAAAAAGUUGUCAGCAAUUACAUUUGUUGGGUACUAUUUGAUAUAUAUUUGAUAUAGACCAUCUCCGAAGAUGUCUGGAAAUACAAGCAAACCUUAUGUAGACAUAUACACAGUGAAGGAUAUGAGGAAGUAAUUGGUUUAUUUUUAUGGAAUAGAAUAUACAGUGGAUUAUCAGAAGCACAAACUAAGAAUUACGAAUACAAAGGGAAUGAAUUAGUAUUAUAGUUGAACACUGUGAUCUAUGGAGAUAUUCUAAUCAAAUUUUACCAUUAUGGUAGUUUGAGAUAGAAGUUCAUGUUUAGAUUGGCAUUCAAUACAUGCAUGAUAGAUGAAUCUAAGUACUGUGUAAAUAUAGGUUAGUUAAUUGUUAUUUUACUUACAAAAUUUGGAUCCUGAUUCAACCUUCAAGAACAAGAAGUUUAGUAAGGAAUUCUAAGUGAGAUUGUAAUUUCAGGAUAUUUGUGAAGUGUGUACUCAGAGGUAGCAAUUUCAGUAGAAAUGUUAAAAUUGUCAACAGGAGAUGUAAUCAGAAUUUAACUCUUGGAGUUUAGUGUAUCAAAUAAUGAAUGUAUUAAGAUUCUAUUUAAUUUAUAGGAAUAUCCAAAGUACAAAUUGAUCCAGAGCAAGAUUUUGUUGUUUGGAGAUCCCCAAGAUGAUGAUUUCCAUGAGACUAUAGCAAAGUUGUAAAAUGGAGAUCAAGUGGAAUCGGAUGACGAUUCAGAGAGUGAUCAAGAUAGUGAUGGGGAAUAGAAGGAAUAAAGAUUAUAGCAAUAGUGAUUUAAUUAAUAUUAAUAAAAAC
Messenger RNA from Paramecium octaurelia, 1396 nucleotides. Lineage: Eukaryota; Ciliophora; Oligohymenophorea; Peniculida; Parameciidae. The record is from the annotation of a GenBank genome assembly.